Molecule: messenger RNA, 471 nt
Organism: Enterobius vermicularis (human pinworm)
Lineage: Eukaryota; Metazoa; Nematoda; Chromadorea; Rhabditida; Oxyuridae
Source: the annotation of a GenBank genome assembly
AUGGAUGGUGAACUUCGUGAGCCAUUUUUAAUUUCUCGGCGAUUGGGAGGCGCUGUUAUAUCACGAGAUCCUCGUGGAGUUACCGAAACUUACGAGGACAUUUACCGGCCUGCACCUGGGGGUAAGUCAGUCCGCGUCCCUUACGGCUAUCGAUCUCCACCAAGACCUGGAGAAACUGGUGAAGAACAUCUUGCUGGACGAUUGGUUGGUCAAGCACUUGACCUUGGGCGAUAUAUGGACGAACGAGUUGUCGAAGCCGCUCGAAGAGAAAUAGCAGAAGCGUAUUCGCUAGAGGAAUCUGAGCUGGAAAGUGCCGCGGCAACAUUGGCCGAUCAACGUUAUAUGGAACACCUUGGGAUGCAACGAUCUGAAGUUUGUGACUUUAAUCGGUACUCAACUUCUGCUCUACUUCGACCAGCAACUGGACGAAAACCGCAUGAAGAUGAUCUCCUUUUAGUGACAAGUUUAUAA